Molecule: messenger RNA, 2129 nt
Organism: Durio zibethinus
Lineage: Eukaryota; Viridiplantae; Streptophyta; Magnoliopsida; Malvales; Malvaceae
Product: galactinol synthase 1-like
Molecular function (GO): glycosyltransferase activity
Source: RefSeq, a predicted model, not a curated record
AGACUUUCCAGAGUCUUCCAUUGCAACUUUUGCACCAUGUCUCUACCUAGAACCUUCUCGGAACCAAUAAUCUCACCGUUGGAUCAUCUACGGGACACGUCGAUGGCACAAAUACCAAGAUCACCGGAAUAACUAUUGUAAUCUUCCCAUUUCAGGUUCUAUUUAAACCCCUUCCAUACGGUCUCGAAGCUUUCAAAUAGAAAAUUCAGAAAAGCCAAAGCGGGAAAGAGGUCUCUUAAGUCCUCCUUUAGCCAUUUCCCUUCUGGACGUUCCCCACCAAGUAACACUAUCAUGGCUCCUGAGGUAGUUCAGCCUGGUGCUAAAUCAACCGUUGUCGCUAAACCAGUCACUUUGCCUAAGCGGGCUUAUAUUACGUUCUUGGCUGGCAAUGGAGACUACGUGAAAGGCGUUGUAGGGUUAGCCAAAGGGUUAAGGAAGGUGAAAUCCGCGUACCCAUUAGUGGUUGCUGUUUUACCCGACGUGCCUGAGGAGCACAGGCGAAUCCUGGAGAACCAGGGUUGUAUCGUUCGAGAGAUUGAACCCGUUUACCCGCCUGAGAACCAGACCCAGUUCGCCAUGGCUUAUUACGUCAUCAACUAUUCUAAGCUCCGUAUUUGGGAGUAUGUGGAGUAUAGUAAGAUGAUAUACCUUGACGGAGACAUUCAGGUAUAUGACAACAUUGAUCACCUGUUUGACUUGCCUGAUGGGCAUUUCUACGCAGUAAUGGACUGUUUCUGUGAGAAAACAUGGAGUCACACCCCACAAUACAAGAUCGGUUACUGCCAACAGUGCCCUGACAAGGUCAAGUGGCCUGGUGAAAUGGGUCAACCCCCUUCUCUUUACUUCAAUGCUGGCAUGUUUGUGUUUGAACCAAGCCUUACGGCCUAUGAAAAUCUCUUAAAGACUCUCAAAAUCACCACUCCUACCGCAUUUGCUGAGCAGGACUUUUUGAACAUGUUCUUCAAGGAUAUUUUCAAGCCUAUUGCUUUGGCCUACAACCUUGUUCUUGCCAUGUUAUGGCGUCAUCCUGAGAAUGUGGAGCUUGACAAAGUGAAGGUUGUUCACUACUGUGCGGCGGGAUCAAAGCCAUGGAGGUACACUGGGAAAGAAGAUAACAUGCAAAGAGAAGACAUCAAGAUGCUUAUGGAGAAAUGGUGGGACAUUUACAACGAUGAGUCACUUGAUUACAAAAAACCAACCAUUGCAGAAGGAGAGGCAGAGGCCGUGAACCUGCAACCAUUCCUGGGGGCACUCUCAGAAGCUGGUGCAGUCCAAUACGUAACAGCCCCAUCAGCGGCGUAAACAUGGCCAGCUCUGUUUUAGGAGGACGAUAAGAAACAGCAACUACUCAUAGAUGUAUAAAAUUUGAAGGGUAAAAAAAGGAGCCUAUUCCUUUUCCUAAUUGACGACGAAGGUGGUCUCAAAUAGGGAUUGAGGAAUUUACAAGCUUCUAGGUUUUGCAUGUUUCUCUUUUUUUUUUUUUUUUGGUAAUGAAGUGAUGAAGUCUAGUGCCAACUUCGAUAUGUGGGGUCAAAGUUGGAUGCGUCAGUUGGUAGUGUGUUUCGGAAAUGAGUCCUUCAUGUUAAUGAAAGGGGUCUGCAGAAAUGGGCCAUUGGAAUCUUUUGCAGCAAUGGGGAAAUGAAAAUGCAGUACAUGUUUCUGAAUCACGUGUGCCAUUUUCCACAAAAUUCAAACUGACAAUCUCUACUUGUAAAUUAGUUUCUGUUGUUUAAAGCCAGGUUAGAAAUUAAUGCUUCCUUUUACUUAUCUGUUAGUAAUCAGUUUUCAAAUUGAUAUAUCGUGGAAGCCUCCAUAUUUGACGAAGUUGUGGACCUCAUAUGUAAGACUUGAAAGGCCUCCAUAUAAUUGAUCAAUGCAUCCGUUUCCCUUGCAACAGUUUUUAAACGGCUGACUUGCAUGGCCUUGCCCUGAUCUCUUUUUCAGAGAAGGUUCAUCAAACGUCAAAGUUUGUCAAAUACCCAACAUUUUUAUAAGUGAGAGACUCUCAUAGGAAGCAGCGGCUAGGGUUUGCCAAACUGAUUACAAAAAUUCACUAGCUAGGGAAGUUCCAUGUUGCAUUCAGUUUGACGGUUUGAAAUGCUUAUGGAGAAACCAUCAACUUUGUCAGG